AUGAACAAGAUACCAUAUGUAUCUGCUACUAGAUCCAUUAUGUAUGUCAUGUUAUGUACUCGAAUCGACAUCUCUUAUGCUUUAAGCAUUUGUAGCAGAUAUCAAUCGUAUCCAAGUGAGCGUCACUGGAUUACAAUCAAGAACACUCUUAAGUACCUGAAGAGGACUAAGGAUAUGUUCUUGGUUUGUGGAGGAGAGGAUGAACUCACUAUAAGUGGAUAUAGUGAUGCAAUUUUUCAAACUGACAAUGAUGAUUUUCAAUCGCAAUCAGGUUUUGUCUAUUGUCUCAAUGGAGCUGUAAUGUAUGGGAAACGCUCAAAGCAGAGUACAGUAGCUGACUCUAUAAUAGAGGCUGAGCACAUUGCAUUGUCCGAUACAGCUAAAGAGGUGGUUUGGAUUAGGAAGUUCAUUAAUGAACUUGGUGUGGUUCCAAGCAUUACUAAACUUGAUCCAAUACAGAUAUUUUGUGAUAACAAUGGGCCCAUUGCUUAG
This is a messenger RNA of Pistacia vera, 492 nucleotides long. RefSeq names its product secreted RxLR effector protein 161-like. The transcript has a single exon. The record is from RefSeq and is a predicted model, not a curated record. The coding region runs from base 1 to 492 and encodes 163 amino acids. NCBI's taxonomy places the organism in Eukaryota, Viridiplantae, Streptophyta, Magnoliopsida, Sapindales, Anacardiaceae.